Messenger RNA from Adineta ricciae, 447 nucleotides. Lineage: Eukaryota; Metazoa; Rotifera; Eurotatoria; Adinetida; Adinetidae. The record is from the annotation of a GenBank genome assembly.
AUGCCAGGCCUUACCGACGAGAUUCUUGCAGAUAUUCGCGAUGUUUUUAGUUUAUACGAUGAUCGUGGUGAUGAUCAUAUUCCAAAGCAUUAUCUAGGCGAAGCUGUACGUGCAUUGGGAUUGAAUCCAACUGAAGCCGAGAUUCGUUUACUUCUUACUGAUCUGAAUCGAGUUGAACGUUUAUCCAUGCAGCAAUUUCAGGUUAUAUUCGAACGUCUAUGUCGACAAAAGGAAUCGGUCGCACCCGCUGACGAAUUUGUCGAUGGUUUACGUGUUUUCGACAAGGAUGGAAAUGGUUUGAUACCAGCCACCGAACUACGUCAUUUAUUAACAACGUUAGGUGAACGUUUAACCGACGACGAAGUCGAACAAUUGAUUUACGAAUUCGAAGAUAAACAAGGCAUGGUUGUCUAUGAAGAUUUUAUCAAAGCUGUGCUUCAACGUUAA